UUGAAUUGUGGGAUUGAAAUCCUGAAACGACAACAAACUAGUCUUUCUUUUACCUCCAAGAAAUACCUGUUUGUUUUUCAUAUUCAUGAGCGUUUCGUUACACCACCUCACCGGAGAGAGAGAAAUGGAAAAUGUGCAUCUGGCUGGGGAGGAGGAGGAUCUAUAUUCGGGUUACAACGACUAUAAUCCAACAUUUGACUCCGAAGAGUUGGAGAAUGAUGUGGGCUUUCAGCAAGCAGUGAGGACAAGUCAUGGAAGAAGACCUCCAAUGACUGCCAAAUUUCCUGGCACUGCCAUCGGCGCUCGGCCUUUAGCUACUUCCUUUGGAGCUCGGAUCCCUUUGGCCUCUUCAAUGGGCCGACCCAUGACUGGAGCCGUGCAGGAUGGAGCAGCUCGACCAAUGACAGCUGUCAGAGCCGCAGGUUACACAUCCUCCUUGACCCGUGGCUCGUCCUUUGACCCUCUGGGACAGUCCAAAGGCCCUGCACCUCCACUCGAGGCGAAGAAUGAGGACACACCUGAGGAGAAGAUCAAGAUCCUGGAGAAGAAAGUGAACGACCUGAUAGAAGAGAGCUGCAUGGCGCAGAGCAUUGGAGCCUUACAGCUGGCCCUUGAAAAAGCCAAAGAGGCCGGAAGGAAGGAGCGAGCGCUGGUGAGACAGAGGGAACAGUCUGGCAAUGCGGAACACAUCAAUUUAGAUCUCACCUACUCAGUUUUGCUCAACCUCGCUAAUCAGUAUGCGAACAAUGAAAUGUACCCGGAGGCUCUAAACAGCUACCAGGUCAUCGUGAAGAACAAGAUGUUCAGUAACGCAGGCCGCCUGAAAGUCAACAUGGCCAACAUCUACGUCAGACAGAAGAGCUACCCUAAAGCCAUCAAGUUCUACCGGAUGGCCCUGGAUCAGAUCUCCAACGCUCACAAGGAAAUGAGGAUCAAGAUCAUGCAGAACAUCGGCGUGGUCUUUGUCCGCAUGGGCCAAUACUCAGACGCCAUAACUUCUUUUGAGCACAUCAUGAGUGAGAGCCCCAACAUCAAGACGGGCUUCAACCUUAUCCUGUGCUACUACGCCAUCGGCGAUAGGGAGAGGAUGAAGAAGGCCUUUCAGAAGCUCAUCUCCGUGCCCCUGGGUAUCGAUGAUGAAGACAAGUACAUCCCAUCUAACGACGACACCGACUCAAGUUUGGUCAUCGAGGCCAUUAAGAACGACAAACUUUGCCAGAUGGAGAGAGAUCUAAAAGUCCUGGCUGAGAAGUACAUCAUGACCUCGGCCAAGCUCAUCGCUCCAGCCAUUGAGACGUCUUUUGCUACCGGAUUUGACUGGUGUGUGGACAUGGUGAAGAGUUCUCAGUAUGUUGAGCUCGCCAACGAUCUAGAAAUAAACAAAGCCAUCACCUACCUCAGACAGAAGGACUUCAACCAGGUUGAGGCAGUGGAGACUCUGAAGACGUUUGAGAAGAAGGACAGCAGAGUGAAGAGUGCUGCAGCCACCAACCUCUCUUUCCUCUACUUCCUGGAGAAGGACUAUGACCAGGCUGACCGAUACGCUGACCUCGCCAUGACCGCUGAUCGCUACAACCCCGCAGCUCUAAUCAACAAAGGCAACACAGUGUUCGUCAAGCGAGACUAUGAGAAGGCUGCGGAGUUCUACAAAGAAGCACUCAGGAAUGAUUCCUCCUGCACCGAGGCCCUCUACAAUCUGGGUCUAACUUAUAAGAAAUUGAAUCGUCUGGACGAGGCUCUGGACUGCUUCCUGAAGCUUCAUGCCAUUCUGAGGAACAGUGCCCAAGUCAUGUACCAGCUGGCCAACCUCUAUGAGCUUCUGGAAGAUCCCCAACAGGCAAUCGAGUGGUUGAUUCAGGUCUUGAGCGUAACUCACACCGACCCCCAGGCACUGGCCAAACUGGGGGAGCUCUUUGAUGGCGAGGGGGACAAGUCCCAGGCUUUCCAGUACUACUCCGAGUCCUUCAGGUACUUCCCCUCCAACAUCGACGUGAUCGAGUGGCUCGGGGCGUACUACAUCGAGACGCAGUUCUGUGAGAAGGCCAUUCAGUACUUUGAAAGAGCCACACUCGUACAACCAACUCAGGUGAAGUGGCAGCUCAUGGUGGCAAGCUGCUACAGGAGAAGUGGAAACUACCAGAAAGCUCUUGAAACGUAUAAAGAUAUUCACCGCAAGUUUCCGGAUGUUGCUAUCAGCGGUGCUGCGGACGUCAGAGGUCGAGUCCAGAGCAACGAGAGCGAGUCUGACGGAGCUGCUGAGCCACAGAUGGGAAAGGACAUCAUUGUGGUUCCUCAGACGAUGGGCCAAGACGUACCUGCUGGUGGACGAGAAGCUCUACGAGCAGAUCAGCAUCCCCCUGAUCACAGCGUUUGGUGUAGACACAGAGGGGGCCCAGUGGAUUGUGGGAUAUCUUCUGGAGAAGGUGAUAAACAACCUGUCCGUGUGGAGCUCAGAGGCCGGGCUGGCCAACGACACCGUGGAGCUGCUGUGGCGCUGGUGGAGAAGAGGGAGAGGGCGAACAUCGUGGUUCAGUGUGAGAGCUGGUGGAACCUGGCCAAGCAGUUUGCCAGCCGCAGCCCGCCGCUCCACCUGCUGUCCAGCUCUGUGCAGAGGUCUCUCAUGAAAGCUCUGGUCCUGGGGGGCUUUGCUCACAUGGACUCUGACGCCAAACAGCAAUACUGGGCUGAGGGUCAAAUCACCCACGACUACGACAAAAUGAUCAAACCUUAG
Cottoperca gobio is the source of this 2731-nucleotide messenger RNA. RefSeq names its product intraflagellar transport 88 homolog (gene ift88). NCBI's taxonomy places the organism in Eukaryota, Metazoa, Chordata, Actinopteri, Perciformes, Bovichtidae. Gene Ontology annotation, biological process: kidney development; inner ear receptor cell stereocilium organization; intraciliary transport. Gene Ontology annotation, cellular component: ciliary base; centriole; ciliary basal body. Gene Ontology annotation, molecular function: kinesin binding. The record is from RefSeq and is a predicted model, not a curated record. The transcript is spliced from 25 exons. The coding region runs from base 86 to 2731 and encodes 881 amino acids.